AUGCCUCAGCCCGCCAACUUCGCGCCCUUCUCGAGCUAUUCCCAUCAGCAGCAGCACCCUCAACACCAGCAACAACAGGCCCAGCAGCAACAAGCUCAGCAGCAACAAGCCCAGCAACAGCAGCAGCAGGGUCCGCCGCAGCAAGAGUCGUCGCGCGACAACCACAGCCACAACCAGACGCUGCCUCCGCUGCACACUCAGGCCGCCAACUUUGGUCAGCUGCCCUCCUUGUACAACGCAUCUGGUAGCCAUCCUCAGACCCCCACUACCGUCCAUACCCCUACCACUUCGUCAAUGGGAGCCAACGGCUUGCACGCCUUUUCGCAGCAGCAACAGCAGCACCAAUCGUCGCCGGCGACCACUGGUUCAAUGCUGCCACCUUCGUCUACAUACAUCCCUUACUCGACAUCGCAAUCCACCCUGCCUCCUGCCUCUACUGCUACGAGCGCCGCUCAGACUCCAGCUCAGGCUCGCCUACCCGACUUGCGCCCACUUCAGCCUCAGACUUCGUACAAUGCUUUGUCGACGCUGCCUAGCUUCGGCGCAUCCGGACUCGUAGGCGCUCAGCCAUACAUGCAGAACCAUGAGGCAGAACCUACCCACGUCGUAGGAUCGCAGGGAAGACGUGGCAUCCUACCUAGUGCACCCGGUCGUGCAGCUGCUCCUACACCUGGUACCGCAGCUGCUGCCACAAGCAAGUCAAUGAUUCCAGCCAAGGAUGCAGAUGGAAAGUUCCCCUGCCCACACUGUAACAAGACAUAUCUCCACGCCAAACAUUUGAAGAGACAUUUACUGCGCCACACUGGAGACCGGCCAUACAUGUGCCACCUGUGUAAGGACACAUUCUCGCGCAGCGACAUUCUCAAGCGCCAUUUCCAGAAGUGCUCGAUUCGUCGUGGCAACCCUACAGGCGCAAAUCACCUCGCUCACCAACGCAGGAACACUAAUGGCUCUAACCGCAUGUCUAUCAGCAGCACCGAACCCGUAGCUCUUGCAGGUCUCGCCGAAGCUGCAGGUGUUCCUUAUGCUAACGGAACCGCCUUGAAUGGCGUUACCAACAGCCCAACUGUCAACGGAGAAGGUUCUUCAUACGCUUCGAGCGUAGCAUCCCUCUCCAAUCGCUCGUCUCGUGCUAACAGCUUGAUCCACCCGGGUGCAAUGACAAGUGAUGGCAGAGGCAGCCUCGCAGGUAUGUAUAGAUGUGGGAAACAAUACCGUGACCAGUACUCAAUCGUUUCUGCAGGUUACCCUAAUGGCGUCCCCUACAGCGGCAUGCGUCCCCACUCGGCCUCGAACCCCAUGCCGCCGAGCUAUAGCUUCCAGAUGGCCAAUGGAGGCCAGUUUUAUCCUUCAGGCGUCAAAGCCGAAGAGCAGGCACCAAACGGCUACACUCACCAACCCGCCCCUAUCAGCGAAAACCGCCAACCCAACGGCGUCCCCGACUGGUCCAUGUUCGCACCCCAGCACGCUCACGAUGGCUUCAUGACACAGUCUCAUCCAAGCCAGCCGCAGAUGCCUGUUAAAGCUGAGGGUAGUAUGGAAGGUCACAGUUACAACUCGUCGAACGAGCACAGCAACGAGCAGCAGUUCUUUGGUGGACUCUAUUCACAUCCGUCGGGCUUCGGCGAAGAUUCAGGUGCGCACCACCUGUCUGGUUUUCCAAACUGGAACAUGGAUCUCGUGCAAAGCGAUCCAUUGCAGGCCAAGGCCAAUGCAUUGCUGACGUACGUACUUUCGAACAGAACAUCCUCAAGCAAUGACGCUUGCGACGAGAUGAGAAAGUGCUUGACUGUUGAAAACAUCAAGCACUUCAUCGAGAAAUUCACCAGCUUCCAGGGUCAUUGGCCGAUCAUCCACAUGCCCACUUUCGAAAUCCUCAAAGCCAACGAUGGCCUGGUAUUAACCAUCAUCUGCAUCGGCGCCGUCUACUCCGAAAAGCGAGACCUGUAUCAAGUUCGAAGAAUGAUGGAGCUUGUCAAAGACGCUGUCAAGAACGCUUCAAGAGUCCACAACGUCAUCAGAGGCGUCAUCCAAGAAGGCAACCAACCUCUAGGCUCACUGGAAUCCGAUAUUGAAGAGCUGCAAGCUUUGUACAUGCUUAAGGUAUUGUUCUGCUGGCAUGGCACUCCAAGCCAGCGUGCAGAUGCUAGAAAGAACUUCGACAGUGUUGUCGAAAUCGCUCGCCGAAUGGUUAUUUCCCCUGCAGUACCUGGGCAAGCUACUUACAGCGUCCUCCACCAGCCCGGUCCGAUAUCUCAAGAGGCCCUUUCAACAUGGACUUGGUCUUCCUGGAUCGCACAGGAGAAACGUAGCAGAGUUGCAUUCACUCUAUUCCUACUUGACGCCGCUCUUGUUAUGUACUUCAACAAUGAGCCCAAGUUUGAUCCACUGGAAUUCCGUUUGCCGUUACCUUGUGACGACGCCGCUUGGGAGGCCAAGACUGAGCAAGAAUGUCGCGACGCGCUCGGCCUGAAUGGCCCGUCCAACCUUGGUAACAAUGUUUGCGGCAGUCAGCGACCUCGCCAGCCUGACAUGAGAAGUGCUAUGCGAGGUCUGAUGGAGCCCAACUACACUUUCGCGUCACGAUCCACCAACAUCUACUCUAAAUUCAUCCUUAUCCAUGCGCUUAUUGUCCAGAUCUGCAAGUUCCAAAGGUCAAGCUUCUUGCAGAACAUCACUGGCCAGUUUGGCCAUGGUGCUGCAGCAAGCGGUCCUGGCACCCCACUUGGACAGAACGACUGGAUUGCUUCGGACGGCAAUAGCAAUAUUGGCACUCCUGGUGACACGCCGCAGGCUCACCAUGCGCAAAUCCAACCUAUUCUCAAGUCCAUUCAGCUCGCCAUGAGCAAGUGGAAGUCAAUCUGGGAUAUGGACAUAGCUAUCCAAUACCCACAAAACGGUAUCGGCUAUCGCCGCUUUGGUUUCUCGCGGGACGGGAUUCAUUUCUUUUACCUUGGUCAAUCGUUGUUGCGCUCAACAAAGGCCUCGGAGUGGACGGCACCGCCGGAUCUUCGCUUCUUGCAGAUUAUGGGUCUACUGAAGAAGAUUAAAGGCUUUGUCGCCAAUGAAAACACUCAAGGAGGCUUAGAUACCGGUUCCGUCGGCGAUAUCGAUGAUACUUAUGGAGUCGGUGACCUUACACUCGACAUGAAACUGCUAUUCAAGCCCAUGGGAGAGGCGGACAGCCCGAUAGCAGGUGUUCGAACAGAUACGAUACGAUGA
Molecule: messenger RNA, 3222 nt
Organism: Aureobasidium melanogenum CBS 110374
Lineage: Eukaryota; Fungi; Ascomycota; Dothideomycetes; Dothideales; Saccotheciaceae
Exons: 2
Coding region: 1-3222 (1073 amino acids)
Biological process (GO): DNA-templated transcription; regulation of transcription by RNA polymerase II
Cellular component (GO): chromatin
Molecular function (GO): RNA polymerase II cis-regulatory region sequence-specific DNA binding; zinc ion binding; DNA-binding transcription factor activity, RNA polymerase II-specific
Source: RefSeq, a predicted model, not a curated record